AUGACGAAAGGUGAACUCAAUUUGAUGGUUAACCUCACAUACGCUGGAGGACAUAUGCAAGAUCAAGAAGGUGCCUACCAGGAUGCUUUCUUCAUACAGUUUGUCUUCUGGGGAAUAAUAUUACCGUUUAUAGUGGCCAUAGGCCUAGUUGGAAAUGUGCUUACCAUUGUUGUCUUGUGGCGGCGUGAAAUGCAAUCGCCAACUAUAUUUUACCUAAGGGGCCUUGUUAUAACAGAUACUGGAAUUUUAAUAAUGUCAGUAAUAGUGAUUACACCAUAUAGUAUGAGUAACUAUUUGUACACACAGCCGCUAGAAUAUUACAAACACAUGGUUUAUCCCGUUUUACAUACACCAAUGAAUUUUAUUAUAAUGACAUUACAAACAAGCAAUGUUUGGAUUACAGUAGCUGUUAGUGUGGAACGAUACAUUGCAAUUUGUCACCCGUUUAAAGCUACAAGAAUAUGCACUAAAAACAAAGCAUUAAUUGUGAUAAUUUGUAUUUGUGUGUUUUCCGUUGCGUAUAACAUUCCAAGAUUUUUUGCAACCCAUUACCGUGAAUGUAAUGAACAUGAGAAAAUUGGAAACCAAUCUUGUUUAGCUUUAGCUGACACCUAUUUUGGAACAACUUAUAUCUAUAAGACUGUAUAUAGUAUCGUAUUAUACUGUAUCAUAGUGUAUGUUAUCCCAUUGGCAGGGCUCUUUGUUUUGAACUGUUUUAUUCUCAAAGAAUUAAUGCGAAUGCAAAAACGACGGUCCGGUACCAAUAUCCACGAAGAGAAUGAAGCAAAUUUGAGUUUAGUUUUAGUGCUGAUUGUAGUGGUAUUUAUAUUCUGUCAAACGCCAGGUCUGAUAGCCCAGUUCGAUAUUUUUGAUUUAAUAACAUUUCUGAAAUGGCUAGCAGUCAGCAAUACUUUGUUUGUUUUAAACUCUGCGGUUAAUUUCCUUAUUUAUACUGCCUUUGGAAGAAAGUUCCGCCAAACUCUUUUACGUGUAUUCCGCCACAUUGUGAAAUCGACAAGAUCUCUGAGCAUAUCUCCCACAAGAGCUAUGACAAAUGGUUAUGAACUCACAGCAAUAAAUGAUUUAAACGACACUCCUUCAACGACAGUCCAAUACGUGCCAGAAAAGGUGUGA
This is a messenger RNA of Lottia gigantea (owl limpet), 1134 nucleotides long. RefSeq lists its product as hypothetical. The record is from RefSeq and is a predicted model, not a curated record. The transcript has a single exon. Gene Ontology annotation, cellular component: membrane. Gene Ontology annotation, molecular function: G protein-coupled receptor activity. Bases 1 to 1134 code for a protein of 377 amino acids. NCBI's taxonomy places the organism in Eukaryota, Metazoa, Mollusca, Gastropoda, Lottiidae. Gene Ontology annotation, biological process: G protein-coupled receptor signaling pathway.